Molecule: messenger RNA, 2143 nt
Organism: Eremomyces bilateralis CBS 781.70
Lineage: Eukaryota; Fungi; Ascomycota; Dothideomycetes; Eremomycetales; Eremomycetaceae
Exons: 1
Coding region: 221-1651 (476 amino acids)
Source: RefSeq, a predicted model, not a curated record
UGCAUCCGCCUUGCAACCAGUCACUGUGGAUCGACUACUUACCGCCCAAGCCCCAAUCUCACCAUGUUCGAAGCAUCGCCAAGAUAAGGACUUCCGCCAUAAGUGCUUGCCUGCUAUCGCCCUUUUCUCCACGUCCCAUCCCAUCAUUUCAAUCCAAUUUGUAUGACAUUAGCCGACUUCGGAAUUUCAAACAACCUCGCGGCACCCAGACAAUUUCAACAUGGCAGCUGCUGCUGCCAUCACCGCGUUUGGUGCAAUCAUCGGCUACAUGGGUGCAGAGGUGGCUGAAGAUGCCAUGUUCGAGCGAGUACUCUGGCCACAACGAUUCCACAACUAUCUCGACAUUUCCUCCUUUGCCAAGCUCUCCCUGCUGAGCAGCAUGAGCGGGCCCUUGCAUCGGGCUGCUUUAGAGACCCUCGAUAGCUUCCGUGAUCACGGGCUCUACAAAGGCUUCCUACGUGGAGACAUACUUGGGACGCCCUUCUUCGCCGAAAAUAGUGGGAUCGAAUACUUCUAUCGAACCGCUUUGUCGCAAAAGCGUCGAGAAACACCUAGCAGCGUCCGCAACGGGCUCUGGCUCGAGGUCUUGAGACAGGUGGAGUGUCGUCGCAUCACCUCCAAUCAGAAGAUCACUGGCAGCGAUGACCACGAGGCGGCGGUCGUCUCGUCCCGUGCAAUGAAACCCAUUUUUCGACUUUCACUCGAGAUAUUGCCACGGGAUGGUUUGCGAAAAACGCCGGGUGUGGAUGUCUCCGAGUCUCAUGUCACGGUAUGGACAUUUCUGGGCAUUCUAGCGAGCGAGCUUCCCACUCUCUUCAUUGCUAUCGCGACCGGGUUGUGGUAUCGAUUCGGCAACAGCACAAGUGAAUUGCCGGACGUCUGGCUCGCGCCAUUUCUCUGCAUCCCCCUUUUUCUAAAGAUUGUGGCUGCUCUGUUCACGGUCCGUCGCGAGGACAUUGUCGGACCUGCUACGAUGGUGAACAUGGCCACUGCUGAAGACAAUCGUGUUAUGAGUGAGAAGGCACCACCAUUGGACGCUCCGAGAAAUCCGGAUCAUCGAGGGAACCCUCUGAAACCAAUCUCGAAUCCACCAAGUGGCCACCAACAACGCGAAGAAAAAUCCGGUGCGACUGCCUUGUCGGUUCAAGAACCAUCCGGUACGCCAGGUCGCCAAGAAAUCAUCGAAGUAAUGUGUCCAUCGCUCGGCUACGUGCUUAUUUGUACGAACAGUAAGCCGCCUAAUUCCUCCGGGCUGUUUCAGUUUUUCCGUCACUACGGACAUCCGAUUCGAUCUGCAUAUAUGGAUAGAGUCAGAGAAACCGUGAACAUCAUCAUUGUUUACAUGUUCGUUCUUUAUUUCCCCGCUGGGCUCUUCGCACUCUCUUGGAUGAAUGGGCCGGCUCAGUUUAUCUGGCUAGGCCAGCAACUUUACUGUGUUGCGGCCAUGCACAUCGUGCGGCUUGCAGGGUGGCAAGGUUGCUCUAGGACCGAAGAGCGAGUUGCCAAACUGCUACUGCAAAACAAAAUCGUUUAUCUCGUCGGCAAGGGAGGAAGUGUUCAGGUUAGCUUGAAUAUUGAGGAUGUGCCUUCCGUUAGGGAGGGGAAAGCAAGAGUACAGGCCAUCCUACAGCAGAAUGAUGAAGCAGAAUAGCGCACGCGUAGCCAGGCUACAGUCGUGCUAAGUCUUGGAAAUUCUGCCAGAAACCACCACGCUCUGCACAAAAGAUAUAACACCACUGGUCUGGCAUUAUUAUAUUCAUCGUUUCAGCGCGGUUCUUAGGGAACAUAUUCGUGAUAGAGUUAGACUUCGCAAGACUGUAUCCUGCAUUUGACGAACUGACGGGGGGACUUGCCAAAGUCAUCAAGUCCAUUAGGGGAGGACGAGCAGAAUUAUAUGUUUGGGAUAGUCGUCUGGCAGUUGAAGAGCUACAUAAGAGUCGUGUAACACGGAUGCGAUCUUCAGUCAACCGCCCUCGAUGUCAGCUCGGCAACACGCUCAAUCACCGAAGUCUGCCUUGAGGGCCACUACUUACUAGACCCUCAUCGUUAACUACUCUUAUCACUAGUUAGCGGAACCGUACCAUGUCUCAAAGCCAUAUCUGAUGGUCCAGCAGCUCCUAAACGUCGACUCAUUAUCCUCAAC